Messenger RNA from Myodes glareolus (Bank vole), 6353 nucleotides. RefSeq names its product leucine rich repeat containing 58 (gene Lrrc58). The record is from RefSeq and is a predicted model, not a curated record. Lineage: Eukaryota; Metazoa; Chordata; Mammalia; Rodentia; Cricetidae. Gene Ontology annotation, molecular function: protein binding.
AUGGCAGCGUGGCAGACUUCUACAGUUACUGCAGUCCAGAGGAUGAAGAUCCAGGAAAGAGUGAGCAAAGGAGAGCAUCCCCAGUUUCCUCCUCCUCUUGCUGAAGCAGAAUUGGUACUGACUGGACCAGAAACCCCACCAGGCCAAGGCCUGGACUACGGGACUCUGACUGUAGGAUCAUGGGGCCUGCAGAUGCAGCCGCAGCAGCGGCUGCUGCUGCCCUACACCCGGCUGACGUCGCUACCGCGGGCGCUGGGCUGCGGCUUCCCGCACCUCCAGCUCCUGGACGUGAGCGGCAACGCGCUCACGGCGCUAGGGCCCGAACUGCUGACGCUGAGCGGCCUGCGCACGCUCCUGGCCAGGAACAACCGGCUCGGCGGCCCGGGCUCGCUGCCCAAGGGCCUGGCCCGCUCGCCGCUCUGCCGCAGCCUCCAGGUGCUCAACCUCAGCGGCAACUGCUUCCAGGAGGUGCCCCCCUCGCUGUUGGAGCUGCGGGCGCUGCAGACCCUCAGCCUGGGCGGCAACCAACUGCAGAGCAUCCCCGCCGAGAUCGAGAACUUGCAGAGUUUAGAAUGCUUAUACCUUGGAGGAAACUUCAUUAAAGAAAUCCCACCAGAAUUAGCAAAUCUCCCUUCUCUGAAUUACUUGGUGUUAUGUGACAACAAAAUCCAGAGUGUGCCUCCUCAGCUCUCACAGUUGCAUUCUCUUCGUUCCCUGAGUCUCCACAAUAACUUGCUGACAUACUUGCCUCGUGAGAUCCUCGACCUUAUUCAUCUGGAAGAGUUGAGUUUGCGAGGAAAUCCGUUGGUUGUCCGUUUUGUUAGGGAUUUAACAUAUGACCCUCCAACUCUUCUGGAAUUAGCUGCAAGGACCAUUAAGAUCCGAAGUGUUUCUUACACUCCCUAUGAUCUUCCUGGGAAUCUCCUUAGAUACUUGGGUUCAGCCAGCAAUUGCCCAAACCCAAAAUGUGGUGGAGUCUAUUUUGACUGCUGUGUCAGACAAAUUAAGUUUGUGGACUUCUGUGGGAAGUAUCGCCUCCCCCUGAUGCACUAUCUGUGUUCUCCAGAAUGCUCUUCUCCCUGCAGCUCGGCCUCGCACAGUUCCACGUCACAGAGUGAGUCUGACUCAGAAGAUGAGGCCAGUGUCGCCGCGCACAGGAUGCAGAAGGUCCUGCUUGGUUGAGCAGCAGUGGGUGUUGACAAUGCUAAAACACUAAGCAAAGAUGAUUCAAAAAGAAAAUGAAGCUUGAAAUUGAUUGGAAGCCUUACUGUUUUCAUCUUGACUGUCCAUGUAAGAGUUACAGUGAUCCAUCCGUUUAGAAAGAUUGAGUCCAGUUCUGUGCUUAGGUUCUUUGAGUGUAAUUUAUUCUGCAUGGCAGUUCAAAAUUCAUCAGCUGGUUGGUCACAGUUUUCACUAAGUCUUGGAUCAAACACUAGAAGAAUGGUACACUCUGAGGAGCAGUCACAAUCAGCCUGGAGUGGUGUUACCUGGGGCCAUUGGGUUGACCCACUAACUGGUACCGUAAGGACUAUCACUUUUAAAUGGAAUAUUUAAACUUCAGCUCUUGUUUGUGUGAUUGUUACUAACAUGCAGUCUAGCUGUGAUGUGUUAGUGCCUUAAUCCUAGCAAGAAUAUGGAAGCUUAUUCUAGAAAUGGUUUCAGAGAAGCCUGCAAGACACUUGGAAAUAUGCUUUAACGGGCUAGGUAAAGAACUGUGUAGAUAAACCUGAGCCCUACAGGCCUGGAACUCUAUGUAGAAUGGGCUGGCCAGAAACUCAGAGAUCCACCUGCCUCCACCUCCUGUUGCUGGCAUUAAAAGGUGUGUGCCACCACCUGCCUCCAUGGCCUUCUUAACUUCAUUUUGUUAACUGCAGUGAUCUCUUGAAAGCAUGACUUUUACACUUCUGGGAGGCUACAAUUGUGAUCAAUCUAUUUGCCAAAAGAUAGAAUAAUCUAUAAUAAUAUUUCCCAAGAGGAAAAUCUAGAUGGCAAGUGAUCUAAGAAAAACUGCUUUAUAAUAUUGGACCAAAUCAAGAAAAGUUGGCCAUGAUUGUACAUACCUCCAAACCAGCAGUAGGAGGUAGAGGCAGAAGAUGAGUUCAGAGUUAGCCUAGACACCAUAGUGAGGUUGAGACCAGCCUGGGAUGAAUGGAUAUAUAUAUGUUUGUCUCAAAAGUGGGGGUGGGCUAGGCUCGGGGUGGAUUUUAACCAUCAAAUGUGUCUCCUUUGCUUGUAUUAUAUACUAAACCGAAACUUUCUCUGCAUUUGAAAGAAAAACUAAACUAGAUAACAUGACAGUCAGAGAUAGUCAGAAGUGGAGCUCAUUGUGUUCAUUCACAAUAGAACAGUUCACAAAGUUGGUUUUAACCGCCGAGCACUGAGAAAGAAGUAUUAAUAAAACAAGACAGAAAACGCUAAAAUGUAUCCUUAAAGUGUAGAAGAAAAGUAGCAACACAAAUUAUUGUCAUUGGAAAUUAACAAAUUUACUAACUAGUUGAUUAUGCAAUAAAAAACUAAUAUUAAAACUGUAAGUUGGAAUUAGGAAAUACUGACCCUCUACUGAUGAUUAAAUAAGCAGCCUGUGUGUGACAGCAUGGAGACUGUUGAUGAGCGCUAACAGUAGGUCAGAUCACACUAGGGCGCCGGUGAUCUCUUAAAGAGUGCUUUGUUAGAAGUCAGCUGUAUGCUGACAAUAGUUGCAUGGUAGGUUUCUUGUAUAUAUUACUUUUAUUUUAGUAGGUUAUAUUAGUAGAUUAUAGGGUAAUUCAGGGUUUGUGUGUGUUUGUGUUCCGUCAUGAAACAUAAGAGUUUCGUGGCUGCAGUUGUGAAACGCUGCUAUAGUGAGUCCCCUUACCUUUUCCUCAAAAUAGUGUAGUAAGAUAAUUUUUUAUUUAGAAAUUUUCUUCCUGUGUUUAUAUAAGUGAUAUUUCUACUGCUAGCAUAGUUAAUUGUACGAUAGAAGUUAUAAAGUCUUUUUACUUCCCCAAGUGUGCAGCUGUAAGCUGCAGACUGCUAGAUUAGGACAGACAGUGAUGGCUUGGGCAGUACCCAAGUGUCACACUUGUAAAUGCUUUGUAAUUAGAUGACUUAAACAACAUAGAAUAUUUUCAUGGAAAAUGUUCAGAUGAUGGGACCGUAUUCUUCUGGUUUAAAUACUUCUAGUUUUUUGAUUGAUAAUCCUCUAGUACUAAGUAAUAGCUUGCGUAGCCUUUUAGGAAUCACUUGUAAAUAGCUUUGUAAAAAAAGAGCAUCUAAUGCUGCCCUUUCCAGUUUCCUAGUCACCUUUCAUAAAUGUAAAUACUCCAGCCUGUGGCUGUAGAUGUAGCCUGUGGAGUUCUUUCAAUGAAGUGUUGGGUUUUAUGUGUGUGGUUAAGCUCUGUGAACAGUGAGCCAGGUCAGCGUGUCGCUGUCUUUUGGGCAGGGGUUGGGUUUAUAGGGGUGGAUGCAGGACCUGUGCAUGCUGAACAAGCUACAGUCGACGCCUAGCAUAGGUAGCUUUUAAUGAAAUCUUCAUUGGUAGCUGUUUUGCCUUUUUGUUUGUUUGUUUGUUUGUUUUUAAUCCAUCUUUGGCCUUAUUCUUUACAAGAGCUGCCAAAGAUUGCUAAAAUCUUUUUUCUUUCUUUUUCAUCCUUUUCCUUUUUUAAUGAUUCCAUAGACAUUAGCUUAGUGAGAUAGGAAUUGGCCAUCUAGAAUUCUGAUCUUCUGAAGUCAGUUGAAUGUAGUGGUAGCAGUAGUCUGUCUCCCUAGUUAUGAAUCCCAUAUUUAUCCAGCUAGUGAACUCUUAGAGUUUCAGAAUUGGCAAGGGAUAAUUUUCAUAAUACAGCUGUUUUAUUUUCUGAGACAGGGCCUGGCUGUGUAGCUCAGGCUAGCCUUGAACUUACUGUAUAGCCCAGUCUUGUCUCAGCUUCCCAGCUGCUCAAGUCACAGGUGUAGAAGUAUGCCAGAGGUGCCUCCUGGUCUGAAAGUCUUGACGUUUAAAUUUUUAUCACCAAUAUUAAAAAUAAACAUGCAUUGUAAAUUGACUUCAAAUAUGAGAAAUUUGGGUGUGAUGUAAAUAAAAAUUAAAGGCAAUCCUCAAUAGUGCCUGUCACUGCAGACCAGUUCUGACAGACACUACAAAUACUGGGUUUAAAUGAAGGCUCAAGAAGAGGCUCCUUGCUUGAAUGUUAAGAAAAACAAAUCUUUAGAAGCAGCAAAGGAUAGGGAAAAUCAAGUCAUAUGGAAAUCCCUGCACCAGUGAAGCUCUGUCGAGUAAUAAAGAAUUAUUUUAAAAUUGAUUUGCCAUGUGGUCUGUUGCUGGCAUCUGAAAGCCUGGUCACUGGGUUUAAUACAGUUACUAUUCUCUUGGUCCCUGUGCUGGAGGCUGCUCCAUUGCUCUGGUAAAGCAGAGCCAGCAAGCUGUAGGCUUUCUCUUACCCUUGUUCUUCCCAGAGUUGGAAAGUAGUUCCUCAUUGGCCUCGUUACUAGUACAACACGUAGCCUUGGUGAAUUGCGCUUUUUUCUUUUAAACUGCAAAUUAUGCAUUUAGUAGUAGCUCUUUGCAUAAAAACAUGUUUAUUUUCUAAGUUCCCGUGUGAGUGCUUAUAGAUAGGAGUUUAUCAGUAAAAGUGUAUAUGUAAAAUUAUUUAGGUGCACUUAGUUUUAAAGAGCUUAAUUUUUACCUAGUUGAUUUGGCUUUCAUCUAAAAGUAGAUUUUAAGUAUUGCUCUCCAUUUAGAGCCACAUACUGAAUUGUUAAGUUAGGCUAGGCAGAGUGACCCUGGUGAAGGGUGCAGUGUAGGCUUCAGGCAGUGGGACCUAUAGCAUGUAACUCUGUUUCUUAGAGAAUAAGUGUUUAGUUAACCUCAUCAUCUGUAUGUUAAGCAUUUAAUAUUAUGUAACAUUCAUUCAGUAGCAUGUAGCUUUAUAUUUUCAUCAUCGUGUGAUCUUUUUGAUAGUGUAGUUGGUAGCAGUAUCCUUUGUGGUCUGAGAGUAAGUGCCUUAAGUCUUCCAUUUAACUCAAAAUACAGUAAAUAAAGUAUAUUAUAUGGUUGUCGGUGAUGGCCAUGUGGUCUUCUGCAUUGACUUGAAGGAGAAAGUCUGAUCCUGAGAGAUUCCUUUGCCACCACAGGCCUGCUGGUUUCUUUGUGUGUGUGUGUGGGGGGGGGGGGUCUUCUGGGGAGGGAAUCUUAAUCAUACUGUGCCAGGAGAUAAGAGCCCUCUGGAACCAAGGAUCAAGCACCACCACCAUCCUGCCCCCAGAAAAGAAGUGUAUCUUUUAUAUAGUAUUUUAUUUAAAUGUAUAUGCUACCACAAAGGACAACAGAAAUUCCUCUGCUGUCAUAGCAUCUUAGGAAAAUAUUGUCACUGAGGUAUAGCAUGUUGUAUCACUGUUUUCCUAUAGGCUGAAAGGGGUAGUUUAAUAUUAGUGUAAGUGCCACCAUUCGUUUUACAUUUUUUUUUUGAUCUCUUUUAACUAAGCAUUAAAUUAAGCAUUCCACUAACUCACAGCUGAACAUUAGAAGGUGGUCUAGACAGGUGCUGCUAGGCUUUCUCUUAGCAUUAGUCAGCCUCAGUAAUCGAUAGAAUAUUCAGUCUCGUGUGCGUGUUAUGUGUGUAUUAAAUCUAGUAGCUUAGUGAAGGUCAUUUACAUGCAGAAAACUGUCUGCAUUUGCUAGAACAUGCUCUAUUCUUUUGGCCUUGAGUAAACUGAAUAAAAUUGUUUAUUAUUCAAAACUCCAGCUGGAGGAAGAAACUAGGAUGAGGUUGGUGUUGCUAUUACUGCAGUUGACUGGCUUUGUGGACAGGGAUGGUUGAGAAUCCCUGUUCUCACAGUUAACAUGGUCAGCACUGGUGUUCCUGAGAAACUGUGACCCCAGUGGUCACUUUCUAACAGCCAUGUACAGACUUGUGCUGUGGUGUUAGAACAGAACACAGUGGGAAAGUCUGUCUGCAUAACCAGCCUUCGCUUUCUGUGAAGUUGGGGCUUCAAAUGCCAACAAGAUGCUGAAAAGGUGUUACUUCUAUUUUGGUCAAAUUAUUAUGUAUGUUCUGACUUGUUUAGUCUUCAGUACCUAAAGUCUUACGUAUUAGAAAUAUCUGUAUGAGUAUAUAUAUAACUAAAAUGUAACUCAGAAAUGUGAAUUAAUAAUGGAGUUUGUUUUCUGGAAAAGAUGUAGUCCUGUUGUAUCAAAUUUAUGUUACCUUAUAAUGGCUAAUAUUCUCAAAAGAAUAUUUAAACUAUUUAAAUUCUUGUGCCUCCUCCCCCAAAGGACAUGAAAAAAUAUGAUCUUAUAUUAACUUUAUAUACUUUCUUCAUGAAUUUUGCCUUAAACAUUGUGCCUUGUUUUAUUAAAUUGUUUUAUUAGAUUCCAA